Messenger RNA from Zea mays, 2005 nucleotides. Its product is annotated as zinc finger protein WIP2. Gene Ontology annotation, cellular component: nucleus. The transcript has 2 exons. The coding region runs from base 257 to 1453 and encodes 398 amino acids. Gene Ontology annotation, molecular function: DNA-binding transcription factor activity. The record is from RefSeq and is a predicted model, not a curated record. NCBI's taxonomy places the organism in Eukaryota, Viridiplantae, Streptophyta, Magnoliopsida, Poales, Poaceae. Gene Ontology annotation, biological process: regulation of gene expression; anatomical structure development.
UCUCUCUCCCACACACACUUUCUCCAUACCCCUCUCUCUCUAGUGAGCUUCCCUUUCCUCCACUACAACCUCAAUUACACCUUUAGGGCUGCAAGCACACGCUUCUCUUUCACUCUCUCUCCAUAGGGAGUACCUACUAGCAGCUGCAACCCUGGCCAUCUCAUCUCUCUCUCUCUCUAUAAUAGUUCCCCAUCUCCCUCCCAGCCACAGCUCUUCCUCUUCUUCUCUAUCUUCAGCUCCACUCCACCACUCCACCAUGGGAGACCCCUACAGCAAUUUUCUCAGAGGCCACUACUCCCACUUACCUCCCUCCAACGCUCCCCCCGCCACCUCCUUCCCCAGCAGCUACGCCUCCUCCUACUACCUCCACCACCCGCCUCCCCACUCCCCUCCCAUCAGGGAAGCCCUCCCCCUCCUCAGCAACCUGACGCCAUCGUCAGCGACCAACCACAACCACGGCGGCGGCGACGUCCGAGAUCACAAGGACGGCAAUAAGCGCGCCACUUCGCGCAGCAACCAAGAAGAGGCCGAUCAGGCCGCCGCCGGGGAGGUCACGGUGGCCUUGCACAUCGGCCUGCCCAGCCCCGGCUCCGGCCCCAGCCCCUCCGAGUCGGCGGCGGACGGUGGCGAUAGCCAAGAACCAUCAGCGGAAGGGAGGAGCCAGCAGCAUCAAGGCGUCGACCAUGAAGCGGGGGAAGAGGAGGAAGCGGAGGAGGAGGACGCCAUGACGGUGGGCUGCGCGUCCAUCGGGAUCGGGAGGCUGACGAAAGGGCAGUACUGGAUCCCCACCCCGUCGCAGAUCCUCAUUGGGCCCACCCAGUUCUCCUGCCCCGUCUGCUACAAGACUUUCAACCGAUACAACAACAUGCAGAUGCACAUGUGGGGCCACGGGUCGCAGUACCGCAAGGGCCCGGAGUCGCUGCGCGGCACGCAGCCGACGGCGAUGCUGCGGCUGCCGUGCUACUGCUGCGCGGCGGGGUGCCGGAACAACAUCGACCACCCGCGGGCGCGGCCGCUCAAGGACUUCCGCACGCUGCAGACGCACUACCGCCGCAAGCACGGCAUCAAGCCCUUCAUGUGCCGCAAGUGCGGCAAGGCCUUCGCCGUGCGCGGCGACUGGCGCACCCACGAGAAGAACUGCGGCAAGCUCUGGUACUGCGCCUGCGGCUCCGACUUCAAGCACAAGCGCUCGCUCAAGGACCACAUCCGGGCGUUCGGCCGCGGCCACGCCGCCUGCGGCAUCGACUGCUUCGACGACCUCGACGACGACGACCGCGACCCUUCCUCCGAGGUCGACCACGCCGCCACCACCAACGCUACUAGCAUGACUACUACCGCUGCCGCCGCCGCAGCUAAUGCUCACCGUCGUCACCACAGCGUGUGGAAGCCGCCGCCGCCGCCGCCGCCGCCAUUGUCGUCGUCGAGCAGAGGCUCCGGCGACCGACUGCUAUAGACCAGGGGUGAGUGCGUACGCUACGGUACGGUAAGGUACUACUACAGCAAGCAAUCGAUCCGUAACCCAAUGCAAACGUAUGUAUAUUGUUGAGUGUGUUGCGUGUGAAACUGAAACCAUGCGUCGAUCACUUAACCGUGCAUGAGAAAAGAGCAUGCACGCAAGGUUUCCAUUCAUCGAUCGAUAGACGUAUAUAUAAGCAGCAUGCAGCAGGGUUUAUGUAUGUAUGCAUAUAAUUAAAGGAUCUAAUUGUACGUCUGAUUAGCCGUAGCCUAGCCUAGCUAGCUUCAUUGUAUGUGCGGACUUUGAUCCAUCUGCUAUACGUAUAUGGUGGACGGUUCAAUAUACAGAUUGUUAAUGUUAACCUGAGAAAAUAAUCGUGCAGUGCAGCAUGGAAGUGGUGAAGAUAUAUACGUACACUGUACAUAGUAAUCCUACUGAGUCUGUACUUAUAUAUACAAAGUUUUUUUUAUUUUUCUUGUUUUGCUUUUAGCAUGUUAAUUUAUGAUGGUUCCAUAAUGAUUGGGGAUAUACAUAUUGGGGUCUGGAGCU